CGGACUAACAACUCAUGGGGCCCCCGGGCAAUAGGGGAUCAUGGGGCCCCUGUGUCCAUUCCCACACUCAAACCACACCUAAAAAAGCCUAUGAAAGGUACCAGGGGCAUCUCAUGGGGUCCCCUACUGACCCCGGCCCUCGGGCAGUGCCCGAGUGUUCGAAUGGUCAGUCCGCCCCUGACAGGCACAUAUCAGUAAUAUGAAAUGUUUGUUUUGCAUACCCUUAAAACCCUAAAACAAAAAUGCACCAUAACAAUCCCACAAUGUGGUGGCUGCAUUCAUUUUAUUUUU
Molecule: messenger RNA, 291 nt
Organism: Staurois parvus
Lineage: Eukaryota; Metazoa; Chordata; Amphibia; Anura; Ranidae
Source: the annotation of a GenBank genome assembly